Camellia sinensis is the source of this 1797-nucleotide messenger RNA. The record is from RefSeq and is a predicted model, not a curated record. Lineage: Eukaryota; Viridiplantae; Streptophyta; Magnoliopsida; Ericales; Theaceae.
AGAGAGAGAGAGAGAGAGAGAGAGAGAGAGAGACUCAACGAACGCAUUGUUCUUUCUCUCAUUCAUACAGAUCAGAGGCAAAUCUGCGAUGGGGAUGGUAGUUACUGAUAUUUGCAUGGACAAAGAGCCAGAUUGUGUCAUAAUUUAUUCAAAUGGGGUUUCCCAUGAUUUAAAUCACGAGACUACUCCAUGUGAUCAUGAUGUUGCAAAGUCAUAUGAGCGUAUUAAUGGAGAUCCAGAACCGCAGGUGUUGGAAGAGAAUGCAGAAGUUAAAGAGUUCGAAGUAAAGGAAUGCACUGCUGAAAAAUCUGUAGAGAUUUCUGAACUCUGUCAAGUUGAAAAAUGUAAGGAGGAAAUUGUACUGAGCUCAAAUUGCAAUGAUGACUAUGGGAAGAUGAAAUUUGAAGAUCAGACAAGAAAGGAUGAAAAGAAGAAUUCUAAAUCUUCUGCGAAACCUGCAUCCAAACCUGGUUCCGGUAAUGCUCGAACAAAUCACACUGUUCCACGGCCAUUUGCUCUGGCAACUGAAAAACGGGCUUCAUUUGGGGCUCGUCCUGCUGGAAAUGAAACUGAUGUUGGUACUGCUGUGAGCAAAACAUCUAAUACAAACACUUUGCAGCACCCAGUGACUACAAAACAAAAUCAGCUGGUCUCACCUUUGGUAUCAAGGAAACCAUUGCAACCUGAUAAUAAGAAGCGUCCUGAUGAAGAAGAUUCUUGUUCUGUUGCUUCCUCUACUGCAGCGUCAGCUCGGACUAUUAAGUCCAAGACUGUUGCAUCUGCUCCAUUAUUCAGAUGCACGGAACGUGCCGAGAAACGGAAGGAGUUCUAUUCAAAAUUGGAGGAGAAGCACCAUGCACUGGAGGCUGAGAAAACCCAAUGGGAGGCAAGGACUAGGGAAGAGAAAGAGGCAACUAUCAAGCAACUAAGGAAAAGUUUGUUGUUUAAGGCAAACCCGAUGCCAAGUUUCUACCAUGAUGGGCCACCACCCAAGGUUGAACUAAAAAAGCCACCACCAACUCGGGCAAAAUCUCCGAAGUUGGGUAGAAGGAAGAGCUGUAAUGAUGCCGCCGGAGACAAGGGUGUAGGAGCUUCUGGUCAAGGAACUCGUUACAGUCUUGGUAAUUACAAAGAUAGUACCACCGCUACUACCAACAAGAAGGAUCAGAUCAAUCUCCAGAAUGGCAAUGCUGCUUUCAAAUUCAAAGAUGAACACAAACAGCAAAGGAAGAUCUUGAAGAAUUAUAUAUGUGGAAGUACUAAAGCUGAGAAAGGAGGCAAUCCACUACAACCAACAGUCUAAGAAGAAGACAUUGAAGGAAGUAUGGAAAUUCUAAGCAUAUGUAGUGUCAUCCAUUGAUCUGAACAGGUUAGAAUUUUGUCACCUUUUAAGCAAAUUCAAUGAAGAAUUAUUGUUGCAAUGUAAAUUUUCUUAGAACGACCUGUUGUUCCAGUUGGUUAGUGACUUGGAAUGCUGCGCUCGUUGUUGGGUUCGACUCCUUCCCCCAUACGGUAGGAGUAGUUGUCAUGCUGUAUUUUGUAGAAUUAUUACUACAGAAGUUUUGCUCCAAAAAAAAAAAAAAAAAAAAAAAAAAAAAAAAAACUAAAAAUAAAUUUGUAGUAGUAGUUGUCAUGCUGUAUUUUGUAGAAUUAUUACUACAGAAGUUGUUUUGCUGCAAAGAAAUGUACUUGCUAUGAGAAGCUAAAUGUGACUUUAAUGAGUGGAGAGAGAAUUGUAGUUUGGUCGUAUUUAUUCAAAUAGUAAUAUUACGUACGCGGAAACAGUACUCUAGAAAA